Messenger RNA from Elaeis guineensis (African oil palm), 2032 nucleotides. Its product is annotated as protein indeterminate-domain 7. NCBI's taxonomy places the organism in Eukaryota, Viridiplantae, Streptophyta, Magnoliopsida, Arecales, Arecaceae. The record is from RefSeq and is a predicted model, not a curated record. Gene Ontology annotation, cellular component: nucleus. Gene Ontology annotation, molecular function: DNA-binding transcription factor activity.
UAAAAGCUGAGCCUCAUUGCAGAAAAAGAAAGCCCUCCACCUUCAGGACCGAGUUGCUAAAAUCUCUCGGUGCUGUCCCUUUUAGCAUGAGAGAGAGAGAGAAAGUUGAAUUAUGGGAAGAGUACUCUUUCCACACCUCGAAAUUAAACCCUUUUGUUAAUUUGUUUGAAAUUUGAUUGCAUGGGUUCGAGAGCACUUGGAAAGAGAUGUUUGCUAAUUUGAGCUGCGGAACUGCAAUUCCCUUUAGCAAGAAUUUUGAUCCUACCACUCUUCCAACGAUGCCUUUUUCAGGUACCAUCCGUCACCAAGUGUCUGCUGUGCCACUACAUGAAGUGACAAAAUAAAGCCAAGUCAGGUUUUUAUUCUCUCUACUCCUCUCAUACACGCACAGUCUCUCUCUCUCUCUCUCUCUCGUAUCUGUAUCUGCCUCUCCUCAAGGAUUUAGGCCUAGAGAAAGAAACACAGAAGAAACCAGAUACUGCUGUUUGAGCCCUUUUUUUUCCCCAGCACAGGUGAAAGAAAACAAAAAAAAAAAAGACUUUCCAUGUUCCCAUCAGGCACCAUGUCCAACUCCACCUCCAUGUCUGAAGAAGCCAGUGUUUCUUCUGAUACCAGAGCCCAUGACUACAAUAAUAGCAUGGGCUCACUGUGCACACCCAUAUCUCCUCCCUAUCACCAACAACAGCAACAAGAGCCACAACCAAAGGCUAAGAAGAAGAGAAGCCAGCCUGGGAACCCAGACCCAGAUGCUGAAGUGAUUGCUUUGUCCCCAAAGACCCUGAUGGCUACCAAUAGAUUUGUGUGUGAGAUAUGUAACAAGGGUUUUCAGAGGGAUCAGAACCUCCAGCUCCACAGGAGGGGCCACAACCUGCCAUGGAAGCUGAGGCAGAGAAGCAGCAAGGAGGGGGUGAGGAAGAGGGUUUAUGUGUGCCCAGAGUCAUCCUGCAUCCACCACCACCCUUCCAGGGCCCUUGGGGACCUCACAGGGAUCAAGAAGCACUACAGUAGGAAGCAUGGCGAGAAGAAGUGGAAGUGUGAGAAGUGCUCCAAGAGAUAUGCUGUGCACUCUGACUGGAAGGCCCAUGUGAAGACCUGUGGGACAAGGGAGUAUAGAUGUGAUUGUGGUACCCUUUUCUCUAGGAAGGACAGCUUCAUCACCCAUAGAGCCUUCUGUGAUGCCCUGGCAGAAGAGAGUGCGAGACUCAUGGCCGCCACCACUGACGCCGCUGCAGCCACCGCGAUGACUACUUCGAUCUCCCAUCCACUCCUCCACCAUCCUCUCUUCCUCCCCUUCUCCUCUUGUGACUACCUCCCAAACCCUAACCCUAACCCUAACUGCAACACUAGUCCAUAUCAAGUCAAACCUCACAACCCCCUACCCUCCCUCCUCCACCACCUUCCUACCACCAUCUCCCCCUACUUGUCAGCCACCAUGCACCCUCUUCCAACCACCAGAUCCGCCACCAUCUCCACCGCCGCCGGCGGCCAGAUGGGCAGCUCCAUGUUCGACGCCGGGGAUCCGUCCGCAUGGCAGAGGAGCGACCGCCUGACCAGGGACUUCCUCGGGGCGGCGGCUGGCGACACCGGCGAGGAGGGGCUGCUCUCCCUAACCGGAGCCCUCGGCCUGGAUCUGGUCACCGCCGCCUCCUGCGACCGCGGUGACCACGCCAAGCACUUCGUCGGCUUCCCCCCGGUCACCGGGACGUGGGGUGACUGUUAAGCUCACUCCCGCGCCCCUCGUUUUGGGUUCGGGUUGUAUCUUCCGCACGGAAGAACGAUUCCCCUUCUUUCGCGACUUCAACCCUUGGAUCGCGCAAUGUCCGCUUCAAGAUCAGUGUAAAUCGCAAUCCAACUGUUGGCAUCGACAAAAGAGAUCGAUCAUUCUUUGGCGCGAAUGAUACAACCCGAACCCCCUCCACGAUUAUGCCACCCGCCCAGAAGGAUUAAUCUCUUUUCCUUUUGUGAAUUUUUAUUCUACUUUACUUUUUGAAGUUUAUAUAUAUUGUUAGAACAAUGGAAGGCAUAUCGUGAA